AUGUACAGUCUCCAGAAUUCUCCUUCUUCUUCUCUGAUCCACCUGUGUCCAUGUGUGGUCAGGUACUUCCAGGCCGGUCUGUGUAAGAGCCUGAAGGACGCCACGGAGGGAACGACCAUAGAGAUGACCUCCAUGGACCAGGACACGUCCCCGUUCAGGUCCCUGCGUCCGCACUCGCAGCUGUCUGUCACCGGGGGGUCUCUCUCCAAACCUCCGGCCCCUGUGGUCUGCAGUGUGGCCCCGCACCUGCCCUCGCGUCCCCCCUCCGUCUCCGAUAACGGCUCCAUCAGGAAGAACCGCUGGGACCAGGACUACGAGGUCAGGAGUCCUCUGUGGAAGGCUGAGGUCGUUCAGAUGGAUGACCUGUCGCCGUGCAAACGACCGCGGCCAAUCACACGAGCUCUCGGACUCGCACCGCCGCCUCCGUCCGGCCUCCUCCCGUCCCCACGGAGACGGAGACACGGCAACGGAGUCAUGUGA
Messenger RNA from Knipowitschia caucasica, 480 nucleotides. Lineage: Eukaryota; Metazoa; Chordata; Actinopteri; Gobiiformes; Gobiidae. The record is from the annotation of a GenBank genome assembly.